Molecule: messenger RNA, 360 nt
Organism: Linum tenue
Lineage: Eukaryota; Viridiplantae; Streptophyta; Magnoliopsida; Malpighiales; Linaceae
Source: the annotation of a GenBank genome assembly
AUGACAUCAACACGACGCGAAAUCGAAGACAGCGAUUCGCCGAACCGAAGAAACAAGGAAGACGAAGAGGAAGAGAUUGACGUCCGUCGAUUCUUCGCUCGAACUGCCGCAUCUCUUCUGGACCCAUAUCCCCCGACGACCGCCGCCGUCGUCAACGACCCCCGAGCGCCUGAGUUCGUUUCCUUCCUAAACCUCUUCUUGAACGCCGAGUCCCGAGUUGAAAGUCUCGAUUCUCGGCCACCCAGUACUUCACCGGACUUCUCAAACGCAUAUACUGCUCUUCUUCUUGCUCUUGUCUCUUUUGGGGUUUUCCAUCGCCGAUUUGUGUUUGUUUUAAUCGCUGAAUUGGCCGACGGAUAG